Aspergillus niger is the source of this 189-nucleotide messenger RNA. RefSeq lists its product as hypothetical. The transcript is spliced from 2 exons. The record is from RefSeq and is a predicted model, not a curated record. Bases 1 to 189 code for a protein of 62 amino acids. NCBI's taxonomy places the organism in Eukaryota, Fungi, Ascomycota, Eurotiomycetes, Eurotiales, Aspergillaceae.
AUGUCGGGAUCCGAGAAUCAGAACCAAGAGUCGAGGGUCAAGCGACUAGGAGGAGGAGGAGGAGAAGAAAGAGAGGAGGCGGAGGAGGAAGAGGAGGGGAAGAAAGCCCAAAGGAAAAGGAGUGGUUGCAAGAAGAUGUGGCUGGACCCGUGGCGUCAGGAUCGAUUCGUUGACACCUGGGGAAGCUGA